CACACACUUAUAUAUAACCUUGAGAACGAAGAACCUGUUCCCUCUUUGAACCGGAUUCUACCACUUGCAUGUAGUAGUAUACAUUAUUCAUUAUGAAGAUGUUCGGUCUAUACCUUUUGUUUUCUCUCUCAUCAACAUUAGCCACAGGCGACGCUAUACAAUGCAUCUCAUGUAUUGCCUUCAAAUCGGACAACGAAUUUGCCUUGAAUGCCUUUAAAUUCGUCUAUAACAAUAGUGAUAUGCUUAACCAACAAUGCCAGGACGAUCCAACCGCUGUCCAAACAACUAUCAACUGCCCCGGUUCCUGCGUCCGGGCGAAUUUCACAAUGAAGUAUGGCAUUCCCACCUUGAAUACCAGCAACAUAGAAGUCCAGUUUUUUACUCGCACGUGUAAUCCCGUAAAGAGCCUUGACACAGGUUGCAAGGAUAUUCAGGAUGGACAGGCAGUAAUGGGCCUUGGCAUCGGCUUCGUAAACCCAAAUGCGACCGUUUUCGGAAAACAAUGUGUCUGCAAUACCGAUUUUUGUAACACGGACACAAGGAACUUUCCUAACUUACCUGAAGUUCCUGCCACCAAAUGUCCCAACUGCUUUCAGGCGGAUUUUGUCUCCGGUGACCCUGAACUGGAUCGGUCUUUAAACGCUCAACCACAACACUAUCCGACCUAUCACCCAUUGUGUGGUGAGGGACCCCAAUUAUUAUCAGCCGUAGACUGCCGGGGAACCUGCCUUGUGGUACGGAUAGCAGGACAAGUGAAUUUUACCACAGAGAGGAGUAAAACUGUUGCUUAUACGGCCAUUCAACGACAGUGCAGCGGUUUCCGUACUGAAGAAGGAUGCCUGGCCGGUCCGGACAUCGGUCGUUUCGCCAUCUCCGAAUUCAUCCCUAGAAACCUACUGGGUGGAAUAGGUGUUUUCUUCCAGGGAUUGAACGCGUCAGUUUGCACUUACAGCACCGCUGAGCAGACGACAUUAGAUGGCACUUCUGGGGCCACGGGAGGCAUUACUUGGAAUUUGAAGAGCUUUACUGUGCCUUUGGUGAACGCGUCUGUUUACACUUACAGCACCGCUGAACAGACGACACUAGGUGGCACUUCUGGCGCCAUGGGAGGCAUAACUUGGAGUUUGAAGAGCGUCACUGUGCCUUUGGUCCUCUUUGUUAUCGUGACUGCUUAAAUUGAGUGGUGAAUAUCUAAGGCGUCUUUUGUAUAGUGAUUUGUUUGGUUAAUACAAAAACAGACGUGAAAGUUACGGGAAUAGAAACUUAAAGACAAGAGCCAGGACAAGGCGGAAUGAUCAAAGUGAAAAAGCCCUUCAGACUUUUUUUUUAUUAAUUAAAGAAACGGAAAUAUAUCAAUAAAAUUGUGACCAAGAUCACUGAUGACUGUGACAAUA
This is a messenger RNA of Lingula anatina, 1394 nucleotides long. RefSeq lists its product as uncharacterized. NCBI's taxonomy places the organism in Eukaryota, Metazoa, Brachiopoda, Lingulata, Lingulida, Lingulidae. The record is from RefSeq and is a predicted model, not a curated record.